ACCCCUCGCUGACUCGCUUCGCUUCCCCGACGCGCUGGGUUCCCGGAGCGCAGAGCCCAGCGUUAGCGGGUGGGCUCCCCGAGGCCCCCUGCCCUCGCCGGGCUGCUCCAGGGUGUCGCUCCUCUGGCUGCUCCCGAAGGGGCUUCUGGCCCUGAGGACGGUGGUGCCAAGCGAACUUCAUUUUUAAAAAGAACUGGUGGAUGAGAAGAGCGAGCGAGGGCGAGCUAUGGACCCUGUGAGUCAGCUGGCCUCUGCGGGCACCUUCCGGGUGCUGAAGGAGCCCCUUGCCUUCCUGCGAGCCCUGGAAUUGCUUUUUGCAAUCUUUGCAUUUGCAACAUGCGGUGGCUAUUCUGGAGGCCUGCGGCUGAGUGUGGACUGCGUCAACAAGACAGAAAGUAACCUCAGCAUCGACAUAGCGUUUGCCUACCCAUUCAGGUUGCACCAGGUGACGUUUGAGGUGCCCACCUGCGAGGGAAAGGAACGGCAGAAGCUGGCAUUGAUUGGUGACUCCUCGUCUUCAGCAGAGUUCUUCGUCACUGUUGCUGUCUUCGCCUUCCUCUACUCUUUGGCUGCCACUGUCGUUUACAUUUUCUUCCAGAACAAAUACCGGGAAAACAACCGGGGCCCACUCAUUGACUUCAUUGUCACUGUAGUCUUUUCGUUCUUGUGGUUGGUGGGUUCAUCAGCUUGGGCAAAAGGACUGUCUGACGUCAAAGUUGCAACGGAUCCCAAGGAAGUAUUGCUACUAAUGUCAGCUUGCAAACAGCCAUCCAACAAAUGCAUGGCUAUCCACAGCCCUGUUAUGUCAAGCUUAAACACUUCUGUGCUUUCUGAAAUUCAAUCUGCGAAGGCACUUAAGAAGAGAGAAAGGGUUGCUACUCUGACUGGACUGUGAUUUCUGCUUUGGUGAGAUAGUAACCAUGAAAAUAAGCUCUGCAUUAGGGUCUCACAAUAAUUUUUAUUCAUUGCUGACCACACUUGUAAAUGAACACUUUGAGGUAUACGUUACCAUAUUUACUUAUACUUCUGUAGUUUGUUUAUAGACAGUAUUUAAUGAAAGCUAUUAAAACCCUGAUCUCAAAAUCUAACAGGACAAAAAUAAAAUUGCUUGAUAUGUUUGUUAGUUUAAUAACUAAUCUCCCAAUAAAUUAUGACGUUCUGCAUGGUUCUUCUAAUUCCACUUCUGAUAUAUCUAAUAAUUUUUAGACUAAAAGAUGGAAAUUAUGAAUGAAAAACAAUGUGAUGUGUCUCCUAAAACCAAAAUAAAGAAUGAAUUGAAACCAAAUAAUGUGAUGUGUGUGAAAGGACAGGUCCAGUGGUGCUGUAGUGAUGUAUCCAUAUCAGUUAACAGUCUUCUAGUUCCUAGUGACAGAAAACUCAAUUCAAACUGGCUAAGGCAAACCAAUCCUCAUAUCCCUAAAAUCUGUUUUUGCAGUCCACUUCUGGUACCAAUGUUUGUAUGCAUUAGAAUAAUCAAAGCUGAUUUUAACUACAACAGGAAAAAAGUAUUUGGAAGGAUAUUAAGUCGCUCAUACAACUUGAUGAAACCUGAAGAAACAGGUUCUAGAAAGAGCAGAAUCUAGAGCAGAAUGAGAGUUCUAGAUGUUCAGUACCAAAUAAUUGUUUCUUAGAGUUGCCAUUAGUGGAAAGUUUUACCUAACCUUGCAUUGCUCUGCUCAAAAUGCAAAGUUCCAGGAGAGAGCUCAAGCCAUUUGACCGAAACUUGGCUCUGCAAAGAAAAUCAGAUUUCUAUUACCAAAAGCAGGGGAAAGGACAUUAAUGAACCAAAACACAAUAUUUUUAUUACAAAUUGUUUGGCUUCAAAUCAUACUGAGCUAGCUUAUGCAAAAACUGAAAAUAGUUGGAAAGACAUUAAAAGUGUGUCUUCCCAGGGCAAAACCCAACAGCCAAGAACUGGAAGGCUGCCAGGAAGCUGGACAGUUCUCAUCCUCCAUCUCUCAUCUCUCUUUCUUUCUGUGUCCCUGUCCCUUUCUGCAUGUUUGUUACAUUAUUCUCUCUUUUCAGGUGAAACUUUAUUUCUUUUUUUUCAUCCACACAGCAGAAGAUAGCCACUCUGCAGUUUCUAAGUUUAUAUGUAUUUUUUAAAGACUGAACGGCUUGGACUGAAUGAAAAUCACUCAGGUCCAGUUGCAAAUUUCUGGUAGAGAGAAUCUCUUUUGCCCACCUUAGGCCAGAUGCCCACCUCAGUCUCAUCAGUUAUGAAUAGAGGGUUUGGAGGAUGAUGUAGUAGAAACGUGACUCAGAGAACACACUUUACUGGGCAAACAUAGGUUUUGGAGUAGGAGGCAUACCCAUACCACAAUAAAUGACCUCUACAAGUAAAUGAGUCAGGAAAUAAUAGUCAUAUUCUCUACCUUGGUAACAAAUUUACUAUCUUCAAAGCACUUUUUGGCACCUAUAAUUUUACAGUAACACUAAAAUGUAGGUAAGAUAUCCAGAUACUACAAAUACUGGGAGCUAAGGUAAACUCUCUAAUCCUUAGUUUUAUCAUCUGUAAAGUGGGGAUAAUUGUACAACAGACCUCAAUACUGUUGAAACAAUUCAGUGAGAUAAUCUAUAAAAAAAAUACUUAGCAUCAUGCCCAGCUUAUGGCAAAUGGUCAAUACAUGUCAACUGAAAAUGGCUACUAAAAUACGGUCAUUCCCAAAUGUCAUACAGUGUUAGAGCCUAAAUACAGAAGGAAGAAAUAAUGUUUUUAGUCUCUCAAUUUCUUUCAAAGUUUCACUGAGCACAAAUAGUUUGGCCAUAAUUUCAACUUCUGCUUCUCCAGCUUCACUCCAGACAAAUCUUAGUACAUCUUUUUAGACGAUCUAGAUCUUGUCUCCCCAUUGUUUGCAUGUUAUGUACAGUCUCUUUCAAUCUCUCUUUCUGUUGUCCCCAAGUCUGAGCUUGAAUCACAUUCUUACCCCAAUUUCAGUUCCAACAAAAUAGCAAAAAAGAGUUCAAGGGCCCAAGUGACCCUAAAAUGUGCCAGCCAAGAGAUCUGUGAUGCUAGAGUAAAAAAUCAGUACUCCUUAAAUAUGCCCAUUGAAAUGCCUUGUUUACGUUCUUACUUUUAAGUAGCAUUUCCUUGAUGUCUAAGUUUUUCUUUUUUAAAAUCCAAAUAGUAACAGGGAAAAGAGAAAGAUCAAUAGAUAGGAAAUAGCUAAAAUUACAUCCCUGGACAGAGCCAUGACUGAAAAGAUCCCUUGAUAAUUUUUCCUCCCCUCCCCCACCCUCCCCUCCACUCCCCUCCUCUCCUCUCCUCUCUUCUCUUCUCCUCUCUUCUCCUCUCCUUUUCUGUUUUCCUUUCCUUUUGUUUCCUUUUUUCUUUUUUUUUUUGAGACAGGGUUUUGCUCUGUCACCCAGGUGGGAGGUGCAGUGGUGCAAUCAUAGCUCACUAUAACCUGGAACUCUUGGGCUCAAGGGAUACUGCUGCCUCAGCCUUCCAAGUACCCCUUCUGAGUACCUGGGACUACAGGCAUGUGCUGCCAUGCUCAGCUAAUUUUUUUUUUUUUAAGAGACAAGGUCUUGCUAUGUUGCCCAGGCACCUCAAUAAUUUUUUAUACUCUUAUAUUGACAUACACUUGUAAAGGUGCAAUUUAAUCAAGAUCCCCCUUUUAACGGAAAAUAUUCUGGUUACCAUGCACAUGGUAAAAUGGUCCUGUAUGCAAAUUAGAGUUUUGUCAGUAGUUAACUAAUUUAUUUUGUUCAAGCAACUAUUAUACCUUAUUUACGUUUUGUAUCUCCCUCAGCAGGUAGCCUAGAGCAUGGCACAAAAUAGGUUCUCAAUUAGUGUAAAAAGUAAGGAAAGAGGAUGCAAGAGGAGAGAAGGAAGAAGGAGGGAGGUCUGUACAAACCAGUCUUUAAUUAGAUCAGUUGGGGGCCUAGAGUCUUGAUUUUGGCUAUUGUCUCAAGAACAUCGUCUCACUGUUUGUGCCUCAGUUCAAUUUAUGCUGCAGCAAAAAAAAAAAAAAAAAAAAAAAAAAAAAGUCUGCAAAGUACAAUUCACAGAAAUGUUUUAGAAAAUGAUUCAGAGCAUAGUUUACCAUUUAGUAAGUAUUUGCUAAUGUGUCCAGCACUGUCCAGCUACUUUACACACAUCCUCUUUAAUCCUCCCAACUACCUUCCAAGAAAGGAAUUCUUGUCUCCAUUCCAUACAAGAAACAAAACAAAAACAAAAAUGAAGUCUACAGACUAAAUGCCUUGUCCCAGGUAGCAGGGCAAGAAAGUACAGUCCCCAGGGUGCCUUUGAUUUCAAAGCCUAUAGAGAUUUCUCCAAGCCUAAGAUUCCAUUCAUGUGCUGCUAAAAUAUUGAAAUAUUUUGAUAGUCUCAGAUCCAAGUCUCCAAGGCCCAGCUUCUUGACUACACCAGUGCCCCCUCUGCCACCACUACCCACAGGCCACUGUGGAUCAUCUCACUGUCCAGAAACUAAGGGAUAGAUAUUGACCCAGCAAAGGACUUCCAGCACCCUACUCCAGGACCGUGGCCACUGCCCAAGUCCAUUUUGAUUGGUCAGCGUCACGCUAGGGGGUGAUGACUAAAUAUACUUUAAUGUUAUCACAGCUUUGCGUUAUACUACUGUUACCUGUCUCCAUUAGGGGGCUGUUAAAACAGACUGCCUGUAGUUAAUUCCCAAGUCAAUCAACCAGCCUUGGAAAAGGCUGCAGAACAAGUCAUGGAAUGAGGACUUCUGUUCGGGCCUCAUGCAAUAGCAAACCGUUCUGCUUCCAUCAAACCUGAGGCCCUGGGGAGGCGACACCCAGUCCUCUGGCUCACUGACACCCUCCUGGAGAGUAAGAGGAAUUUCCAUAGGAAAGUUUCACAUCCAGUUCUUAAGAAAAUAUUUUAUACUUCUCUGAAACCUGCACUUUAUUCACAGUCUGGUUUCAACAUUCACUUAUCCCUGUGAGAGGCACAGAAAGUGCAAUUAUUCGAACAGUCAACCUCUCAAUAUGCUAUCAUGCAUAUGCUUAUUUGCAUAUCACCUGUACCAUUGCUUACCCUAUAUUUUUAAUUGACUCACUUUCUUUAUAUGAUUACAACAAAUGGAAAAGCAAAAGCAGUAUCUCUAACCAUAAAGAGAAGAUAGCCUUAUAAAUGAAUGCACCAUUAUUAAAGUGAAAAUUCUCAACCCUGUGCCAUCUGGAAAUAAUCUUACACACCAUGAAGGAUACUUUAUUUGGAGAAUAAGUGAUGCCUUAAGUAAGGUUUCCAGUUAUGGAACCAGAAGAGAGUUUGGAUCACAGAUCUACUACUCAGCAAGCCACGCGACCUUAGACAAGCUUUCCACAUCUUUAAUGUGGGUAUGACAAUAGCAACUUUUUCCUAGACUGAUUCUUAGAGCAAGUGAAUUGAUACACAUAAAGCCCUUUAUGUAGUGCCUGACAUGUAGUGCGUCUAAUAAAGGUCAAAUAUUCUAAAUGAAAUACCGGUUCCAAAUGGAAAACUUGGAAGCGGACUCAACAUUAAAGUGAAAAGUGAUCUUUUGUAUUGUGAAGGAUUUUUCCAAAAUUGAAAUUUUUC
Messenger RNA from Homo sapiens (human), 5527 nucleotides. It is a transcript of the gene SYNPR, whose product is annotated as synaptoporin. Bases 227 to 895 code for a protein of 222 amino acids. The record is from RefSeq and is a predicted model, not a curated record. Lineage: Eukaryota; Metazoa; Chordata; Mammalia; Primates; Hominidae. Gene Ontology annotation, cellular component: synaptic vesicle; synapse; membrane. The transcript has 6 exons.